Messenger RNA from Fusarium sp. VM40, 1590 nucleotides. The record is from the annotation of a GenBank genome assembly. Lineage: Eukaryota; Fungi; Ascomycota; Sordariomycetes; Hypocreales; Nectriaceae.
AUGGAAAAAGCAGCACCAAUGAACCAGGCAGAACGCGAUGCCCUCGACCUCGCAGCUCUCGGCCAUACCGAGGGUCUCUCCCGUAAAUUCAGCAUGCUGAGCAUGCUGUCUCUCGCCUUUUGUAUUCUGGGCACCUGGGCUGUCUGCGCCCAGAGUCUCGCCACCGGAAUUCAGAAUGGCGGACCAGUGACUUGUCUAUGGGGACUUGUUCUUGUCACACUAUGCAACGUCGCCAUCGCCAUGUCGCUUGGCGAGAUGUGCUCUGCCAUGCCAACAGCGCUUGGACAAGCGUUCUGGGUGGGAAAGCUAUGGAAGACGGCAACUGGACGGUUUAUGAGCUACAUCACAGCUUUUAUCAGUGUCAUCGGAUGGUGGUGCCUUUCCGCCUCACAGGUCGCUUUCAUGGCCGAGUUCGUUCUAUCCAUGAAACUUAUGUUCGACCCCGAGUGGACAGGAAUGAAUAAUGGCUGGGUUCUCUUCCUAGUUUACACAGGAAUCAACAUCCUGUUCACCUUUGUUAACUACGUUGGAUGCCGCUCAGAAAAGUUUCUCCCCUAUUUCAACAACUUCGUCGCCGUUGGAUUUGUCGGACUCUUUGUCGUCUUUUGUCUCGCCCUUCCCAUCCUAGUCGGAACGAAAGCAGAUCUCGAAUAUCAACCGGCCAAAUUCGUGUUUGGAGCUUGGAUCAACGAAACAGGCUGGAGUGAUGGUGUGGUUUGGUUUCUGGGGCUUGUUCAAGCUGCAUAUGCUUUGACUGCUUACGACUCUGUCAUCCACAUGGUUGAAGAGAUCCCGGCACCUCGACGAAACGCUCCCAGAACUAUGGUCAUGGCUAUUGUCAUGGGUGCUAUCUCAGGUUUUAUGUUCCUGGUAGCUUGCCUAUACUGCAUCCAAGACCUCACUACAACGCUAGAUCCUCCCUCAGGCUUCCCCUUUAUCGAACUCGUCCAGAACAUCGUCGGUCUCAAGGGGGCUGCUGUUCUGAUCGCCCUAUUCACAUUCAACGGUUUUGGCCAGGGCAUCUCGAUUGUCACAUCGGCUUCGAGACUUACCUGGAGUUUUGCCCGUGAUCGGGGUCUUCCCUACGGAGACUAUUUCUCCCACGUUGAUCCCUACUGGCAAGUCCCUGCACGAUCUUUGAUUCUCCAGGGAGCGAUUAUCAAUAUCAUUGGCCUCCUGUACCUCUUCUCAAGUACCACUCUUUCAGCCAUCUUGAGCGUAAGCACCAUUGCUCUGACAAUUUCAUACGCGAUCCCCAUCGCCGUGUUGAUAGCCGUUGGCCGGGACAAGUUGCCUUCUGGAGGAGAAUUCGGCUUGGGCAGAUUUGGACCAGCGCUGAACAUUAUUUCCAUCGUAUAUACUGUCAUCACGACUGUGUUCUUCUUCUUCCCAGGAUCGCCUAACCCGGCCAUAGCGGAUAUGAAUUUCGCUAUUGCUGUGUUUGGAAUCAUGCUGAUUAUCGCCCUGAUUUUUUGGGUUGUCAAGGGCCGUAAAACUUUCCUGAAAAUCGAAGACUUGUCCGAUGAUGUGCUUUAUGGUCAAGGGGAGGAUGAUCAGCCAAGACCAGUGGAUUUCUCUGAAAAGAGAUGA